Molecule: messenger RNA, 3219 nt
Organism: Uranotaenia lowii
Lineage: Eukaryota; Metazoa; Arthropoda; Insecta; Diptera; Culicidae
Product: sex determination protein fruitless-like
Exons: 9
Coding region: 643-3129 (828 amino acids)
Biological process (GO): regulation of transcription by RNA polymerase II
Cellular component (GO): nucleus
Molecular function (GO): DNA binding; protein binding
Source: RefSeq, a predicted model, not a curated record
AAGCAAGCACCAACCAACGAAACCUCUCGUUUGUUUAAAGUGAUACUAGUAGCGAUUCAUCUAAUCAGUCGUGUCGCGAGUGCAGAAAUUUCUAGCCAGCGAAAAAAAUAACCUUUGAGCUAACUAGGUUUGGUGGAACUUUGCAAAACCCGUUCUUAAAGUAUUUUUCAAAAGGUUUUGAUAGUGUUUGAAAGUGCUGCAUACCACAUUUCGUUAUUGAAUCCAAGUUACUGUCGUAAUCGUCAGCAGAAGACGAAAUUGUGCAAAGUGAGAAAUAUGGCGAUAUGAAGUGGAAAAUCACACGAGUUUUGCUCUUUAACCAGUCGAGCAGUGUGACGAAGCAGGGCGAAAAACGCAAUAAAGCAGAAUAAAUCGCAUACUUUGUGGCUCUGGGGAGCAGCAUAAAAUCGAAAAAUAUGUGACAACCAGUUGUGAAUAACCAUCAUUGAUUGAAUCGAAUAAAACUAAAUAUUCUUGUGAAGUUUGCUAAAUGAAAAAUUAAUCAACUUGAUUGUGUAAACAAAGAAUUGUGUAAAGUGACGUAAUAAAUUGUACAAAAAUCACAUCAGCAAUAUACGGAUUACAGGCCUCGGGAAAAUAAGAACUACAAACGAACAUACAACUAAAAACAUACCAAAUACCAUGGAUGCCAAAGCAGCUGCAACAGCAACUUCGCCGUACCCGGCUACUCCGCCAUAUUCUAAAGGGAGCACGCGGUCUGCCCAUCAGUAUUUCAGCUUGAGAUGGAACAAUUACCAGUCGAACAUGACAUCAGUUUUCCAUGAACUUUUGGAAACACAAUCAUUCGUUGAUGUCACUUUGGCAUGUGAAUAUAACUCUUUGAAGGCUCAUAAGGUGGUUCUAUCAGCGUGCUCUGCUUAUUUCCAAAAAAUUCUUUUGGACAACCCCUGCAAGCAUCCAACAAUAAUUCUCCCGUCAGACAUUCUUUUUUCGGAUUUGCAGUUCAUUAUCGAGUUCGUUUACCGCGGAGAAAUCGAUGUAUCGGAAGCUGAGCUACAGAGUCUCCUCCGAACAGCAGAACAACUGAAAAUCAAAGGGCUGUGUGAAGUAACUGAACCACAGUACGAACAGGACUACUCACCGUCCAUCAAACGUUACAAGCCCUACCGCUCCCGAUCGCCAGACAAUCGCCAUCCACCGCCCCCGCCAGGAAGCUCCCAGUCGACUUCUAAUGCACGAAACAACAGCUCUUCAUCCUCGCAAAGCAACGUAAACCAAAGUGCACAAGAUUCCAAAAGUGGCCAUAAGUCUUCAUCAGGCAGAAACCAUAGUAAUAACACGGAUUCGGCUGCGGCUGAUAAUGGAUCAUCACCUGUAGUUGUAUUGGAAUCACGUGAUUUAAGUUCGACAUCAGGAAAAGAAGGAAAAGUCAAAAUGACCAGCCUAGGAAUGGGUGUCGGAAUAAACGGAUCCGUUAUGGGUGUUCCAAUGGGUUAUUUGGACUUUGCCCCAGAACCUCCUGCGCCAACAGCAACGCCAGUGACAGAACAUGUUGAUAUUAAUUGUGCUCCAAGCCAUGAUACACGUGAUCUGUCUAGUAAGUACUCCAUCCCGAACAAUGGUGGCGACAUACGCGUAAAAUUUGAAACGUUACGAUCACUCGAUCCACAAGAUGCUAUCCAGCUUGAUAACUCAGGUACACAUCAGAUCCACCAACAACAACAGCAACAACAACAGCAACAGCAACAACAGCAGCAGAUUCAGCACCAGCAGAUUCUGCAUCAGUCACAGCAACAGCAUUUACUGCAGCAGCAACAGGUGCAUCGGCAGACACCGCAGCCGGAACAACGCAUGUCUCCCCAUCAGAUCACAAUCCAGCAAGCUCCUCAACAUCAGCAGCACGUACUGCUCAUUGAUCAGCAGUCACAACACUCCCAGCACUCUACCCACAGUCCUGCAUCUAAUGCUUCCAGUUCAUCUAGCCAACACCAUCCGGAAAACCUGGUCACAGUAACUUCGACUGACAACGGGCAACCCGUAGAAAUUAAAACUAGUAUACACAUGAAACAAGAGAUUAUGAAUGAAAAUGAGCAACAACAGCAGCACCAUCAACAGCAUCAACAGGUCGAGAUCGAGCAGGAUCAGUCCUCGAUGCACGGAAUGGUAGUCACACCAGAAAUAUCCGGAAUCAUGAAUCAGAGCCAAAUGAGUGACAUCUACCAAUCGGAUGCUAGCGAAGAUUCCAAAAUUGGCAUUUUGGACGGAUCAGCGACUCAGUAUACGAAUCUAACCAGUCCAGGUACCGGUGAUCCCAAAACUCCUAGCGGACCAAAAACAUGGACAGCCGAAGACAUGGAAUCUGCCCUGGAAGCAUUGCGCACGCAUAACAUGAGUCUGACAAAGGCAUCCGCUACAUAUGGAAUACCAUCGACAACGCUCUGGCAACGAGCGCAUCGACUCGGUAUCGAUACCCCCAAAAAGGAAGGUCCGUCCAAGACGUGGAACGAAGACUCUUUGAACAGCGCCCUGGAGGCACUCCGCAGUGGCACCAUCUCGGCCAACAAAGCAUCCAAGGCAUUUGGCAUACCGUCUUCCACACUGUACAAGAUUGCCAGACGCGAGGGAAUACGAUUGGCGGCGCCGUUCAACGCUGCCCCGACGACUUGGUCUGCGGAGGAUUUGGAUCGUGCCUUGGAAGCUAUCCGCGCCGGACAAACUUCGGUGCAGAAGGCAAGCACAGAGUUCGGUAUUCCAACCGGUACGCUGUACGGCCGAUGCAAACGGGAAGGAAUUGAGCUGUCGCGAUCGAACCCUACACCCUGGUCGGAGGAUGCAAUGAUGGAAGCCUUAGAAUCUGUGAAGCAAGGACACAUGUCGAUAAACCAAGCUGCCAUUCAUUACAACCUGCCCUACAGUUCACUGUACGGUCGGUUCAAGCGUGGCAAGUAUGACACGCCGAGCAACGUAAAUCAAGUGCACCAGAAUCACGGCGGGGGUGUCAUAGGUGGAGGGGGCAAUGUUGGUGGUAUGGGUGGCAUCGGAGGCAACGUCGUAUCGUCCGCGGUGACUAUGGCCGGUGUGACCAGCAGUCCGCAGAUGGAAUUUAAGAUAGAACCUCACCAUAAUGAACAUAGUCCAGAAAAUACGGUAAAUUACAGUUAUUAUUAAUUUGAAACGUAAAAAGUAAACCAACUAGCGUGUAGAAACCACUCAGAACCACUCUCAACUUUCCCAGUAAUCAUUUUCUCAGUAGAAUAU